AUGGGUACAGAAUCUAAAGGAAGAGCAUGGUUUGGUAAAAUCUACAACAAGUUGGAAACGAUACUUGUGGAGGUGGACACUUUCACUUCAAAGAACACGCUUUGUUUGAAAUCAAGUGAUCCUUCGGACUGGGAAUCUGUAAGAAGUGAACCAGAGGAAGUCGCCGAAGAUCGAACUUCUGGAAUUUGUGAUUUGCAGAAGGAACAGAAUCCUAGUUGUGAAGGUCCUUCUGAUCCACCGUCAGUUCAGAACUUUGACAUUUCAGGAUAUGUUCGGAUUGAGGAACGAGUUCAAGGAGAUGGCUUAAACGAGGAUUCAUCGGCUACCUCGUUGUUGCCCGAUGGAGAAAUACUCUCUGGAGCUCCAUUGCUCGAAGAGUAUUGUAAUGGUAAUCUGACAUCAGCUACUACUCUUGGUGAUGAAGAACCAAUAAUUACCGAUGAAGAAUCUCAGAUUACAAACACUUUAACCCCUCAAAAAUGUUCUGCUGGAGAUCCUUCGGUUUUUCCAGGGGAAGAAAGUGUAGAAGAAGAUAGAGUUGAGUCGUGCAGGGAUGAUGUUUCCAUAGAAUCUGAAUCUACUGAAAUUUCUGUGGGAAGUUUUGAGACUGUAGUAGAUUCUGAAUCUACUCAGAGUUCUACGGAUGAUUCAAAUCUAAAUCCGAUCGCCACAAAGAUUCUAGAUAUACAUGUUCAAGAUAAUGUGGCAAUCAUGAGAUCCUCUAAUGACGGUAAUCUAGACGCUGUGACCAAUGGCAAAUCUGAUAUUUCUCCAUCGGAUUCCAAAGCAUUGCACAGCAUGGAAGUUCGAGAAGACCCUUCGUUUGUUGACGACAAUGCACUCUAUGCAGUGCGUCUUAGGACCAAGAAACUCAGAUCAUACAAGAGAAAGAUAGUGGAUGCUUUAACUUCGAAAAGAAGAAGAGAGAAGGACUAUGAAGAGCUUUCAAUUUGGUUCGGAGAUGCGGAUAUGGGUUCAGAUCUGGCCAUUGGGGAAGAUUCUAGACACUCCAAAAGCUCACAGGUACAUGAACCAGAAGAUUCGCCGUGGGAGCUAUUGUGA
Arabis nemorensis is the source of this 1062-nucleotide messenger RNA. NCBI's taxonomy places the organism in Eukaryota, Viridiplantae, Streptophyta, Magnoliopsida, Brassicales, Brassicaceae. The record is from the annotation of a GenBank genome assembly.